GUUUCGUUUUAAAGAUUUCUCUUUUCUUUCAUUCUUACAUUUUCGCAUAACGGUUUACUGUACGGUAUCCGGUGACAAUCAAAACCGAAAGUUGGGCGGAUAAAGAAUAUCAGCAUACUGAUCGAAUCGGUUUCUUAAAAUGGAAGUAGCUGGCAAAAGGGUGGACAUUGACACAGAGUCUGCUGUAGGAGAGUCUAGUUUAUGUGUAUCAUGUGAAGUUGAAAAGGUGAAAACGCCAGCAUGUGGAGCAUGCCGGGAAUGCAACGAGAAAAUGUGUACCACGUGCUUCCGGUAUCACCUUAGGGGCAAACUAUGUAGAAAUCACGUGUUUCUUUCGCUUCAGGAGUUUUGUUCACUUUCAUUAUGUAGUGGAUUAGAAGAUGUUACCAGAUGUGAAAAGCACGACAAUGAACUCAUCAAAUUUUAUUGCCGAUCACAUGAUAUCGUUGGGUGUGGAGAUUGUAUAGUACUAGGACAUACAUCAUGCAAACCAGAAUAUAUCAAUGAUUUGGCGAAAUCCUUUAAAGAUGGAGACACAUACAAAAGCAUUGCGAAACUACUAGAAGACCUUGAAAAGCAGAAAACAGAUUAUGAACACGAAAUUGAAAAGGGUAAAUAUGAAUGCGAAAACAUGAAUGAAAAGGCAUUGAAAGGGCUCCGUGACUUCAGAACUGAGAUAAAUAAAUGUUUGGAUGAAGCAGAGGCUAAGCUGUUAUCACAAAUGAAGAUACUGAGAAAGGAAAACACAGAAACGAAGGCAAAGAUUGAGGCAGUAUUACAGUCGUUUACGUCAGAGCUUCAGAAAGUGAAACAAAUGCUUGACACACAACUGUAUCGUGAUAAUGCAUUAUUCAUCAAUGCAGUUAAUUGCAAGUCUAAACUAGCUGAUAUAGAAAAGAUGAACGAACACUCAACAAAAGACAUGGCGUUGAAAGGGUUCAAGUUUGUUCGUAAUGAUCAAAUGUCGGCGCUUCUGAAAUCUAGACUACCUGUAGGAAGACUGCAGGUUUGUCACAUUGAAUGUAGGACAAAAGAAACAGCAAAACAGAAGUUUUGUGUUGGUACUCGUGUUCGUCGGAAACCUAAAUAUCAAAUGGGUCAUACAGUACCAGGAACUGUAACAAGAGUUACAGACAAAACCGUUACUAUUAAAUGGGAUGAACUGAAUUGUACGCAAAUGUAUGACAUCACAGAUGAUACCUUUGAAAUUAUUUAAAGAUAUACUAUGGUCAUUUUUGGCUAAAAUACAUUUAUUGAAAACAAUUAAAUUCUUCCUGAAUAUGUCUGAUUUCAAUAAGUGAAUGUAUAAAAUAUGUUUAGGAAGCUGCUUUUCCUAUAACUUGCCAAAUUAAUUUAGUCUAUUCUUAUAAAAAUUGUCAGUUUUUUAAUGACACUAUGUAAUCAUACUGUGUUUACCUAAAGUGUUUAGAGUUUUAAACAUAACAUAUUUGUAUAUGUGUAUACAAAAGAUGUUUUUUUUUUACAUUUCAAAUAUCACAUUUGAGCAUUCUCUAUAUGUUAAACUGCAUUUGUUUUAAAUUUCCUUUUUUCUCAUUUAUUAUGUUAUUUUCAUACAUGAAUAACAAUCAUUCAAGUGAACAUAUAAUAUUAUAAUAGUGUUGUUACAGGUAUUCAUCAUAACAUAUUUCAUUUCAAUAUUUUUUCAAUUCUUUUCUAAAACUGUAAUGUAACACACACACUCACAGACGCGCACGUUCUCUCAUUUCGCCUUUUUGUAUAGUGAUUAAUACAUUCAAAUUAAUUUUCUUUAUAAGUAUGGUUUUUAGCAUUAUUUUAUUUUUGAUAUACAUGUACUCGAUAAUUCUUAUGUUGAAGAAGAUAUUCCAUUUUGUCCUAUGCGCUUUUAUAAGAUAUUCUAUUUGUAUUCUACUGUAUAGAAUUGUCCUAAAUAUUUCAAACGUUGGUGUUAAGUUUUGAGAUUUUGGUUUGAAAAUAUUUUAUUUUAUUAGAAUGAGAAUGAAAUUAAUUAUGUCAAUAUGCAGAUUAACUUUUAGUUUUCCAAAGAUUAAUGUUUCUUUCGAAAGAUUAAAUACAAUCCUAUUGAGUUUAUACACGUGUGUAGCUUUCACAAAAUAUUUUGUAGUUAUUUAAAAACCCAGUAAAGAUGGUAACUAUAUCAAUGCUUUUAUGACAAAAGUCGUACUUGUAAAUGGAAUAUCAUUCAUGCAUUUCGUAAAUAAAAUGGGUUUCCAAAC
This is a messenger RNA of Ruditapes philippinarum (Manila clam), 2216 nucleotides long. RefSeq names its product E3 ubiquitin-protein ligase TRIM33-like. Gene Ontology annotation, molecular function: zinc ion binding. Bases 140 to 1216 code for a protein of 358 amino acids. NCBI's taxonomy places the organism in Eukaryota, Metazoa, Mollusca, Bivalvia, Venerida, Veneridae. The record is from RefSeq and is a predicted model, not a curated record. The transcript has 4 exons.